Molecule: messenger RNA, 3085 nt
Organism: Papaver somniferum (opium poppy)
Lineage: Eukaryota; Viridiplantae; Streptophyta; Magnoliopsida; Ranunculales; Papaveraceae
Product: DEAD-box ATP-dependent RNA helicase 31-like
Exons: 10
Coding region: 280-2778 (832 amino acids)
Cellular component (GO): chloroplast
Molecular function (GO): ATP binding; nucleic acid binding; RNA helicase activity
Source: RefSeq, a predicted model, not a curated record
UUUCUUCUAGAGAGAAAAAGGAGAGAGAACUAUACCGUCUUAUAGACUAGGAGUCUAGGACCUUAUAAUCACACUCCCGCCAAAGAACCUGGAAAAUGCACUUAUCCAUCCGUUCUAAUGCUUAAACCCUAAAUUUGCCUUUCCCUCUUCCUCUCAAACAAAAACCCUACCAAACUUCCCUGCAAAAGCUUUUCACACACAUCUAACUUCAUCAAAUUCAUUUGGAGGUAGCAGCAGAAAAGGGUUAGGGGUUUGAUUCUCAUUUACAGAGUGUCUGGUAUGCCUGGUCAGUUACUGCCUCUUAAAUUAGUCAAUAAUUCUGUAACUACAAGUACCACUUUUUCCACCAUGAAACUAGCUUCCAACUUUCAGUGUUCUCGUAGUAUUUCUGUUUUCUCCAGAGUUUUCCCGUCCAAACUUAAUUUCCUAGGGUUUUCAAGAAAUUUUGCUGUUCCAAUGUUGUUGUCUGAUGAAGAAUCAAACAGUAGAAGUUUUUCUACUGGUUCUUUUCGACCUAGAAAUGGUGGUAGUAGUAGGAGUGUUGCUAGGAAUCCAGAAUUUUCACGAGGUGGGCGUGGUUUAGAGAGAGAAAGUUUCAAAGCUGGGAGCUUUGGAAGUAAAGGGGCAAAACAAAAAAGUCUCAUUGAGGAUGAAAAGGAACUUAAUGAUUGGGCUGGUGGAUUAAAAACCGAUUCUUUUCGUGUCAACAACGAUAGUGAUGCUUCAGACAUGGAUAGGGGAUAUCAGAGAGAGAGGGAUACUGAUAGAACAAGGGGUUCAUAUUCAACUUCAAGGAAUCAGAGAGGUGGAAGGAGUGAAAUGACAUCUCCAAGGAGGGGAAGAGAUGAUUUUUCUGCUGGUAAUAGUCGAGGUUCUCGAGGUGGGACUAGUUCUUUUCCUAGGGGUUCAAGGGGCAACAAUUCUGUGUCAAAUUUUGGUACAAAGAAACGGUUUAGCGAGUCAUCAUCAGAUGAAGAGAUAACUCCAAGGAGGAGGGAAUUCAAUACUCAGGGUGGAUAUUCUUCCCCUGCCACAAGAGGUGGAAGGAAUUCUUCCUUCAGUAAUGGGCGGGGUCGAGGGGGUGCAAGUCUACAGAGAGGGUUAAAACCUUCUGGUAGACAAGCUGCUUUGAUCUCAGACGAUGAAGAUGAUGAGGGGGAUUAUGAUUCAGACACAAUUUCUAGUUUCGAGAAAUUGCUCAAAGAUGAUGACAGUGAAUACAGUGACGAAGAUAGUGAAGAGGAUGACAAAGGUACUGAUAUUGAUAGGUUUAAGGGGUUGGGUUCAUUGGGUGGAUCAGCCAAAGGAAGUGGUGCGAAGGUGAUUCCUGAAGUAUCAAGUGUAGAUUCUGAGUCUUAUCUAAGUCAGACCAGGUUUGAUCAAUGUGCUGUAUCUCCCUUAUCGUUGAAGGGAAUUAAGGAUGCUGGCUACGAGAGGAUGACCGUGGUGCAGGAGGCAACUCUUCCUAUCAUUCUCAAAGGGAAAGAUGUUCUGGCCAAGGCAAGGACAGGAACUGGGAAAACUGUAGCAUUUUUGCUUCCAGCAAUUGAAGCAGUUGUAAAAUCAGCUUCUGCCGAUCGUGAUCAGAAGAGACCCCCAAUAAACGUGCUUGUCAUAUGCCCAACAAGAGAGUUAGCAAGUCAAGCUGCUGCUGAGGCUACCAAAUUGCUGAAAUAUCAUCCUACUCUCGGUGUUCAAGUUGUAAUUGGAGGUGUGAGGCAAGCAUUGGAGCAGAAACGUUUACAGGCAAAUCCGUGUCAGAUCCUUAUCGCCACACCCGGAAGGCUCAGAGACCACACUGAAAAUACGCCUGGAUUUGCAACACGGUUGAUGGGUGUGAAAGUGCUGGUUCUUGAUGAAGCCGACCAUCUGCUGGAUAUGGGUUUCCGGAGAGACAUAGAGAGGAUCAUUGCUGCUGUUCCGAAACAGCGUCAAACACUACUAUUUUCUGCCACUGUUCCAGAAGAGGUUCGCCAAGUCUGUCACAUAGCUUUGAAAAGAGAUCACGAAUACAUCAACACUGUUGCAGAAGGCAGUGAGGAGACUCACACACAGGUUCAACAGACACAUCUAGUUGCGCCACUCGACAAACAUUUCUCACUGUUAUAUGCUCUACUGAAAGACCAUAUUGCAGACGAUGUUGACUAUAAGGUUCUUGUAUUCUGCACAACUGCUAUGGUCACGAGAUUUGUAGCUGACCUCCUUAAUCAGCUUAACUUGAAUGUACGUGAAAUCCAUUCCCGAAAACCCCAAAGUUAUAGAACAAGGGUUUCUGACGAGUUCCGUAAGUCUAAAGGACUUAUUCUUGUGACAUCUGAUGUAUCUGCACGUGGAGUAGAUUAUCCCGAUGUUACCCUUGUUAUACAGAUAGGAUUACCAUCAGAUAGAGAGCAGUACAUACAUCGACUUGGUAGAACGGGGCGGAAAGGUAAACAAGGGCAAGGAAUACUGCUGCUGGCACCUUGGGAGGAAUUCUUCUUAUCUAAUCUGAGAGAUUUGCCAUUAACAAAAGCUUCAGCACCUUUGGUUGAUCCUGAUACAAAGAAAAAGGUGGAACGAGCCCUAUCCGAAGUAGAAAUGAAAAACAAAGAGGCGGCAUACCAAGCAUGGUUGGGAUUCUACAAUUCCAAUAAGACAGUGGCACGUGAUAAAUCCAGGCUUGUUGAGCUUGCCAACGAGUUCAGCAGCAGCAUGGGACUUGAUAGCCCUCCAGCCAUCUCAAAGCUCGUUAUUGGCAAGAUGGGACUAAAAAAUGUCCCUGGUCUUAGAUUCAAAUAGAUUGUUUAGAUAUGACAAAGAAGCCCGCGGCAAAGGAGAAAGUGUACGUCACAGGCGGGAAACAGAUUCUGGAGUUUGUUUUUUUAUUAACAGGAAAAUUGAUAAAUGAAAAUUACACGGAGUCUUGAAUACAUAACUGUAUCCAGAGAGGGAUAUUAUCAGUCCAUUCUUGUGGACCAUUUUGUAACAAAAUACCAUGCUUGGGUAAAGAGUCAGCCACACGGUUAAAAUCUCAAUAAUAAAAUAGCAAAUCCAACCUCCAUUUCUUACAUGUCAACGUGCAUGAGACUUGGGAUUUAGGCUUGCA